AUGAAACCUGUAGAACCGUCCUAUCCAAGAGGGUAUGACCCGAAUGCUAAGUGCGAGUAUCAUGCUGGUGGUAUUGGUCAUUCGACAGAGAAUUGUAGGGCAUUAAAGUUCAAAGUGCAAGACUUAAUUAAUGCCAAAUGGCUGAAUUUCAAGGAGGAUAAUCCUAACAUUAGGAGUAAUCCCCUACCUGGGCAUGGAGGAUCAUCGGUAAAUGUCGUCGAGGAAGAGUCUGCACAUGUUUUAAAAAGGAAAGUUGAAGAGGUUACCACUCCUCUUAAGGUUAUUUUUUAUGAGUUGUGCAAGGCUGACUUGAUCAAGGGUUUUGUACAUGAAGAAAAUAUGUGUGAUUUGCACCCUAAUGCAUACCAUUCCAUUGAAGAUUGUGAAGAAUUCAAGCAUGUUCUGCAAACCCUGAUGGACAAGCAUUUGGUCCAAAUCGGGCACUUUAAAAGGAAAAAUGAAGUUUUGACUGUUGAUGAACAAUCACUAACUUUUCUGAAACCUUUGGUCAUUCAUUACACCAAGUGUGUGGAUACCCCAACUACCAAUGGACCUAGACCUAUCACUAUACAAGUACCGGCUCCAUUCCCUUAUAAGGACAACAAAGCAGUACCAUGGAAGUAUGAUGCAAGGGUUUAUUCUGAUACUCUCGUCGUCUCAAACGUUGCUGGUGUUGGUGGGAUGACCCGUAGCGGUCGCAUUUACACACCUGAGGAGCUGAGAAAGGAGCGAACAAAAGAGAUAGAGAGAUCCUCAAAGGGGAAAGCCAAAGUGGGCGAGUUUGAAGACGCUGACGAAGAGAAAAUGCCUGAAAUAAAGAAAGUAGUGUCAGAUGAAGAAGCUUGUGAGUUUUUGAAAUUUAUUCGACAAAGCGAAUAUCAAGUUGUGGAACAAUUAAACAGAACUCCAACACGGAUAUUUCUUUUAUCGCUGUUGUUAAACUCUGAGCCACAUAGGAGGACUCUUUUGAAAGUGUUGAAUGAGGCUCAUGUCAGUCAUGAUAUCACUACCGACAAGUUUGGAGGCAUUGUUGGUAAUAUUGUCUCAAACAAUUAUCUCACCUUCUCUGAUGAUGAAGUACCUGUCGAAGGAAUGGGGCACAAUAAAGCACUGCAUAUAUCUGUGAAAUGUCGAGAUCACAUUAUUGCUAGAGUGCUUAUUGACAAUGGGUCUUCUCUGAAUGUGAUGCCAAAAGUAACAUUGUCAAAAUUACCUUGUGAUGAGUCGCAUAUGAAACCCAGUGCCAUGAUAGUAAGAGCUUUUGAUGGAACAAGGAGAGAGGUCAUUGGAGAAAUUGAAAUCCCAAUCCAAAUCGGUCCUUGCACUUUUCAGAUUUUGUUUCAAGUAAUGGACAUCGCGCCAGCUUACAGCUGUCUUUUAGGGAGGCCUUGGAUUCAUUCUGCUGGAGUUGUACCAUCCACAUUGCAUCAGAAACUAAAGUUUAUCAUUGAUAAUAAGUUAGUGAUUGUCUCUGGUGAAGAAGAUGUGUUGGUGAGUAAGCCUUCGUCCACUCCUUAUAUUGAAGCUGCUGAAGAAGCUCUAGAGACCUCUUUUCAAGCUUUAGAGAUUGCGAAUGCUACUUAUGUAGGAGAGGGAGCUCCAAUUUUAAAGCCUCGAUUGUCUAAUACAUCCAUAAUGACUGCUAAAGUCAUGCUCAAUGGAGGUUGUCAGUACAGAUACAUGUUGGGGCAAGUCAUGUCGAAAGCAACAAACUGGUUACAACUCCAUGAGAAUAAGGACAGAUUUGGGUUGGGAUACACGCCCACUAAAGCUGAUAAGAGAAGAGUCAUGGAGGAAAAGAAAGAAAGAAGAUUAGCCAGGUUGGAAGGUAGGGAGCCUAAGACUGAAGGGGUCCCCAUUUGUGAUCUCCUGAAAAGUUUCUAUAGUGUUGGAUUUGAGUUUCAAGACACAGUGGCUGCUGCUGAUGUGGAUACACCUGAAGAAGAGGUUGUGGACCUAGUCCGUACUUGUCCGCCAAACACAGAAGUUGGCAAUUGGGAGAUCAUCGAGUUACCUGUGAUUUUUAAUAGCUAUUCAAAAUUCAAAAGUGACAUGUCUGAAAGUAACAGUGCUAAUAUCUCAUCCACUAAUUUUGAUUGUCCCAUUAAUCAAGCUGUCGAAGAUGAUAGUGAUGUUGAUUUACCCUCAGAAUUUCUAAGAUUGGUCGAUCAAGAAGUGAAAGAGAUCCAACCUCAUGAUGAACCCACUGAGACAAUUAAUUUAGGGACUGAAGAUGAUAAGAAAGAAAUCAAAAUAGGCACCCUUAUGAAAAAACAAGAGCGCGACAAGUUGAUUAAACUCUUGCAUGAUUAUAAUGACGUCUUUGCAUGGUCUUAUCAAGAUAUGCCAGGUCUAGAUGUUGAUAUAGUCGAGCAUAAAUUGCCACUAAAACCAGAGUGUUUCCCGGUUAAGCAGAAAUUAAGGAGAAUGAAGCCUGAGAUGUCAUUGAAGAUUAUGGAGGAGGUCAAGAAGCAAUUUGAUGCAGGUUUUCUUGCUGUUGCCAAAUACCCUCAAUGGGUUGCUAACAUUGUGCCAGUUCCCAAGAAAGAUGGAAAGAUGGUUACUCAGGUUAUAAUCAGAUCAAAAUGGCUGAAGAGGACACAUCCGAACCUUUCCAUCUUUCUUGGGAACUGGCACAAUGUUAGCAACCCAUUGAGGGUGCCUAUUUUGAUUUCUUUCUUAUCAUCUGAUGACCGUAAGUCUACUUCAGGCUUUAUUUUUAUGAUGGCAGGAGGAGCUGUAUCUUGGAAGAGUGUCAAACAGACAGUUACAGCUACUUCUACUAUGGAAGCAGAGUAUGUCGCUUGUUAUGAGGCUACCCGUCAGGCUAUGUGGCUAAAGAAUUUGAUUUCUAGCUUCCGCAUUGUUGAGAGUAUAUCUAGGCCACUUGUGAUUUAUUGCGACAAUACUGCUGCUGUACUUCUAUCUCAGAAUAAUAAGAGUUCUACUCGUUCAAAACACUUUGAUAUAAAGUACUUGUUUGUUAGAAAGAAAGUACUUGAGUUUCAGACUCGAAUUAAGUACAUUUCCACAGAGAGCAUGUUGGCAGAUCCACUAACCAAAGGCUUGACCGUUGGAGCUUUUCAAAAUCAUGUAGCUCAUAUGGGUUUAGUCAAGUCUUUUGAUGUUUUGGAUUAG
Molecule: messenger RNA, 3138 nt
Organism: Abrus precatorius (Indian licorice)
Lineage: Eukaryota; Viridiplantae; Streptophyta; Magnoliopsida; Fabales; Fabaceae
Exons: 4
Coding region: 1-3138 (1045 amino acids)
Source: RefSeq, a predicted model, not a curated record